UUUUUGAAGUUUUAUGGAAUAACAAAAGACCCAGAGACCAAUGAGCUCAUUAUGAUUAUUGAAUUUUCAGAAAAGGGAAAUUUAAGAAACUUUCUUUUAAAUGAAUUCAACAAUACUUUAUGGAAAGAUAAAAUUUUGUUCUUACUUAAAUUAUCAUAUGAUCUUUAUAAUUUACAUAAAUUAGGAUAUUGUCAUAAAGAUUUUCAUAGUGGAAAUAUAUUACAAAUUUAUAAUCAAGAAACAGAGACCAAUAUUUCUUACAUUUCAGAUUUUGGAUUAUCAGGAUCAUUAAGUAAACAAAAAUCAGAUGGUAAGAUAUGUGGUGUGUUGCCAUAUAUUGCUCCGGAAGUAUUAAAUGGAGAACCAUAUACAAUAUCUUCAGAUAUCUAUAGUUUUGGUAUAAUUAUGGCUGAAUUAUCAUCCGGAAAACCACCUUUCCAUAAAAGAAAACAUGGUUCUAUCUUAGCACUAGAAAUAUGUAAUGGAUUCAGACCAGCAUUUGGAAAAGGAACUCCUGAAAUUUACAAGAAAUUAGCUUAUAGAUGUAUGAAUGCUAUUCCAGAUCAAAGACCAACAGCAAAAGAAUUGUAUUAUGUAAUGCGUUCUUGGAUAAAUAAUGAUGAAGAAACGAAAGAAAUAAGCUAUAAAGAAGAAGUUAAGGUCAUUUUUGAAGAAGCUGAUAAAGAGAUACCAAAUAUUUCAAUCUCAUAUGAAAAGAAUCCUGAUGCUAUUUAUACUAGUAGAUUAUUUACAUUUAGUAAUUUAUCAAAACCCAUUAACUCACCUAUUAUUACUUCAUACCUAAAUGAAGAAGAAGAAGAUAAAGAAUGUCAAGAUUCACAAAUAAUCGACUUAGAAGUUCCUAGUUCAGAAGACGAAUGCGACGAAAAUAACGCUUAAAUAUUCCAAUUAUAUUAAAUUCAUUCUAUAGAGGCUGUUUUUUUAUAGAUUGUUUUUUGUUUCCUUUUAUUUGUGUAACUUCAAAUUUAGAAUUAUUUUUCUAAGCAUUUACGUAAAAUGUACGUUGACAAAGUUCCAAUAGUAAAUAUGACAGAAGGGCGUGCCACAAUUGUCACAACGUGAUCUUAUCGUAGUCAAACUUACCUUAAAUAGUUAUUUCGCUGUUAAAUACCAUCUUGUAAAGAAC
This is a messenger RNA of Rhizophagus irregularis DAOM 181602=DAOM 197198, 1147 nucleotides long. The record is from RefSeq and is a predicted model, not a curated record. NCBI's taxonomy places the organism in Eukaryota, Fungi, Glomeromycota, Glomeromycetes, Glomerales, Glomeraceae.